This is a messenger RNA of Drosophila serrata, 780 nucleotides long. Its product is annotated as seminase. NCBI's taxonomy places the organism in Eukaryota, Metazoa, Arthropoda, Insecta, Diptera, Drosophilidae. The record is from RefSeq and is a predicted model, not a curated record. Gene Ontology annotation, biological process: proteolysis. Gene Ontology annotation, molecular function: serine-type endopeptidase activity.
AUGAUUUCGUCACGCUGCCUGCCCUUGCUGUUGCUCCUCAUCGUCCUGGAUAUCUUCGGAUAUACUUCCUUCGCUGCCGGCAGCGUGGCGAUAGAGCCCCGUAUCAUUGGUGGCCAGGUGUCCAGCAUUAAGCAGGAGAAGUAUCUCCUUCAGGUGACCACAUCUACAGAGCUGUGCGGCGGAUCCCUGAUCAAGCCGCGUUGGGUCAUCACAGCGGCACAUUGCGUGUACCAAAAGAACAAGGAUGAGUUCAAGGUGUAUGGUGGUGCCUCCAAUCAGGGUGGACCAUAUGCCACCAUCCGUCUGGUGGAUUACGUGGCCAUUCGGCCGGACUUUAAUAAGAAGACCUUGAACAUGGACGUGGCAGCGCUGCGUCUGACAGCGGACAUGACGGGAGCCAAUAUAGAGACCAUUGGCCUGGCUUCUCAGUCCGUUCCACCUCGCGCCUUGGUCAAGGUUUCCGGUUGGGGACUCACAACACCCGAUGCCACAUCGACGGCCACGCGGGUGCACAGUGUCAUAGUGCCCAUGUGGUCACGUUCCUCCUGUGUGUCCGCCUUCAAGGGCAUACAUCGCAUCACCCGCUCCAUGGUGUGCGCAGCCAAGCUGUACAAAAAGGAUUCCUGCGAUGGUGACUCGGGCGGACCGCUGGUCUAUCGCGGCCAGCUGGCGGGAAUCGUGUCCUAUGGCUAUGGAUGCGCCUCCUCGCUGCCAGGUGUCUACACCAGUGUCCCAGUGAUACGGCAGUGGUUCCUGCGUGUCGUGAAAGAGAAUUCCUGA